CGCCACCGCCUCCGCCCAGGUCCCGGGCCUCCGCCGCCGGCCAUGGAGGCGGCUCCGGAACAGCCGCGCUGGAUGGCGCACCCCGCCGUGCUGAACGCUCAGCACCCAGACCCGCACCACCCGGGCCUGGCGCACAGCUACAUGGAGCCCGCGCAGCUGCUGCCUCCCGACGAGGUGGACGUCUUCUUCAACCACCUCGACUCGCAGGGCAACCCGUACUACGCCAACCCGGCCCACGCGCGGGCGCGCGUCUCCUACAGCCCCGCGCAUGCCCGGCUGACCGGAGGCCAGAUGUGCCGCCCACACUUGUUGCACAGCCCCGGGCUGCCCUGGCUGGACGGGGGCAAAGCAGCCCUCUCCGCGGCCGCAGCACAUCACCACAACCCCUGGACCGUGAGCCCCUUCUCCAAGACGCCGCUGCACCCCGCGGCUGCUGGAGGCCCGGGAGGCCCCCUCUCUGUGUACCCAGGGGCAGGGGGUGGGAGCGGGGGAGGCACUGGCAGCUCUGUGGCCUCCCUCCCCCCCACUGCAGCCCACUCGGGCUCCCACCUCUUCGGCUUCCCACCCACGCCACCCAAAGAAGUGUCUCCCGACCCCAGCACCACUGGGGCUGCCUCCCCGGCCUCCUCCUCCGCAGGGGGGGGUGCGGCCCGGGGGGAGGACAAGGACGGCGUCAAAUACCAGGUGUCACUGACGGAGAGCAUGAAGAUGGAAAGUGGCAGUCCCCUGCGCCCAGGCCUGGCUGCCAUGGGCACCCAGCCUGCCACACACCACCCAAUCCCGACCUACCCCUCCUAUGUGCCAGCCACCGCCCACGACUACAGCAGCGGGCUCUUCCACCCUGGAGGCUUCCUGGGUGGCCCGGCCUCCAGCUUCACCCCUAAGCAGCGGAGCAAGGCGCGCUCAUGCUCAGAAGGCCGGGAGUGUGUCAACUGCGGGGCCACGGCCACCCCUCUCUGGCGGCGGGACGGCACCGGGCACUACCUGUGCAACGCCUGCGGCCUCUACCACAAGAUGAACGGGCAGAACCGGCCGCUAAUCAAGCCCAAGCGGAGACUGUCGGCCGCCAGGAGAGCGGGCACCUGUUGUGCAAACUGCCAGACGACAACCACCACCUUAUGGCGCCGAAACGCCAACGGGGACCCGGUCUGCAACGCCUGUGGCCUCUACUACAAGCUGCACAACGUGAACAGGCCGCUGACCAUGAAGAAGGAAGGCAUCCAGACUAGGAACCGGAAGAUGUCCAACAAGUCCAAGAAGAACAAGAAGGGGGCCGAGUGCUUUGAGGAGCUGUCCAAGUGCAUGCAGGAGAAGGCCUCCCCCUUUAGCGCGGCUGCCCUGGCCGGACACAUGGCGCCUGUGGGCCACCUCCCGCCCUUCAGCCACUCGGGACACAUCUUGCCUACCCCGACGCCCAUCCACCCCUCCUCCAGCCUGUCCUUCGGCCACCCGCACCCAUCCAGCAUGGUGACCGCCAUGGGCUAAGGGGCCGCCCCCCGCGGACCGACAGACAGACGCCGAGGAAGGCGCUCCCGGGACGGGGG
Messenger RNA from Kogia breviceps (pygmy sperm whale), 1544 nucleotides. RefSeq names its product GATA binding protein 2 (gene GATA2). The record is from RefSeq and is a predicted model, not a curated record. Gene Ontology annotation, molecular function: RNA polymerase II cis-regulatory region sequence-specific DNA binding; zinc ion binding; DNA-binding transcription factor activity, RNA polymerase II-specific. Gene Ontology annotation, biological process: negative regulation of transcription by RNA polymerase II; cell fate commitment; positive regulation of transcription by RNA polymerase II. Lineage: Eukaryota; Metazoa; Chordata; Mammalia; Artiodactyla; Physeteridae. Gene Ontology annotation, cellular component: nucleus.